GCGGUUUAUCCAAAAUGGCGCUGUCCAGGCAAAGCCGAACAAGUUUGAUUUGUUUCGUUCUUGGUGCCGGUCUGCUGUUUCUAUCAAUUCUAGGUCAUUUGAGUAGCAGCACCCACUAUCUAUGGGAAACAUUUUAUGUAUUUAUUUGUCUAGCAUAUGUACUCGUAGCUCAUGCUUCAACAUUUUUCAUUUACAGAGAAGAACCAAAUUUGUACAAGAAUGCACUGAGGGCUUUGUUGUUGGGUAAUAUUUUCGGAUUUGGUCUGUUGAUCAGUUUUUCAAAUACAACUUGGACACAUUUUGGAUGGUAUCUAAUAGCUUUAUCAUUCUUUCAUUGGUCUGAAUAUUAUACAACAUCUGUUACCAAUCCUAGAUCUUUAACACUAGAAUCAUAUUUAUUAGACCAUAGUUUAGAGUAUAAAAUAGCUGCAGUAGCAAGUUGGACAGAAUUUACAAUAGAAUGGUUCCUGUUUCCAGGUUUAAAACAGUACCGUUUGAUAAGUUUAGUGGGUUUAUUAAUGGUGAUAGGAGGAGAGGUAUUACGUAAAGCCAGUAUGAUAACAGCUAGAAGUAAUUUUAAUCAUUAUGUACAACAUAUAAAACAACAUGAUCAUCAACUAGUUACUCAUGGUGUAUAUAGAUAUUUCAGACAUCCUUCAUAUGUUGGCUGGUUUUAUUGGAGUUUAGGAACUCAAAUUAUUUUGUGUAACCCGAUCUGUUUGGUUGGCUAUACCUUGGCAUCCUGGAGAUUUUUUAGACAGAGAAUUCACGAGGAAGAAAUCUCACUGCUCAAUUUUUUCGGCGAACAUUAUGUAGAUUAUCAAAAUCGUACCGGCACUGGCCUUCCUUUUAUUAAAGGCUAUAAAGGACGAUAUUAAAAGACUUUAAAACUAAAUUAAAACAAUUUUCUGAUUUGAGGAAAAGCAGAGGGAAUAAUUUAGAAAUUGUACUGUCAUUUCAAUAUAUCAUAGGUUAUAACUGUUGAUAUAUAUAAAACACUCUUGGAAUAUUAUCUCAGAUAAGGAAUAGCAAAAGGAAUAAUUUAGAAAUGUUUUGAAAUAAAGCACAUUUCGAUCUUUAAAGAUCUAAUGAGGAGACUGAAAAAUUAUCAGAUGAAAGAUCUGAAAUGUUGAUAUUGCCAAGAUGGCACUGAACAGUCUUUUUCACUGGCUAAAAACCAUUAAUGUGGGUAGGCCAGGCAUAAAUCUAAAAGUGAUAUUCGUAGCAGGUUGGUCAACAUAUAGGGCAGAUUGGUAAUCAUACAGGGCAGGUUGGUAAUCAUACAGGGCAGGUUGGUAGACAUACUGGGCAGGUUAGUAAACAUAACGGGCAGGUUGGUAAUCAUACUGGGCAGGUUGGAAAAACAUUUUGAAAAAAAGAUGCUAAAACAAAGCCAAGACAUUGGCUGAAGUUUGCUAUUAAUUUAAACUGUGUUAUGAGACUGGAUUAAAUCAGGGAUGGCCAACUAAUGACACAUUGUACCUAUUAAAAAUAAUCAUCUGAUAUUAUUUCCCAGAUGUCUCGGUCACAGAUGUUAACAGAUUAAAUAGGAGCUAACACAAUCAAUAAUGAUCCUGUGUUUCUAACAUUUUGUCUUGAUAUCUUUUGAAGUUGUAUGAUAAAUAUGAAUUUAUACAGAUCAGAUUCAUAAUUGGAACAUGGAAGUUAAAUGUUUGGGUUGUUUGGCCACCCCUGGUUUCAGUCAUUUGUUAUUUCUGCAUUGUUCUAGUUGAAAUUAUGAAUAAAAAUAUUUUCUCAUUAUUAUGUAGUUUAUAUCAUGAUCACAUAUUGAUCAUAAGUUGUUAUUCAGGUGUAGUGAGGUCCUAGUGCAGUAUCGUCGGUGAAGUGUCAAAAGGGUGUAUCUAAGUAUUUCUAAAGAUUAAGAAAUAGAACCUUUUGCAUUUCAAAAUUUCUACAAAUCAAGAUACAACAUUUGGUCACAUGAUACCCAGAACAGUUCUAAUUGGCGUAGAGAUACACAGCUUAAACAGAAAUGUGCAUAUUAUUGGGAGAGUUUAAAAAUGCAAAAAAGUGCAUUUGACUAAUUUCCGGAGAUACACCCUUUUGACACCUCACCGAGGUUAUACCAGUAUAUAGAUUUAUCAUAAGUUGUUGUUUUAGUGUAGGGAGGCCUUAGUGCACUUGAUCAGAAGUUUUUAUUCUAGUGUAGUGAGGCCCUGGUGCACUACAAUAUAGCAAUAUAGAUUGAUCAAAAUGUGUAAUAUAGGUGCAGUCUGUGUGCACUAUAUCUUUUGUUGAUACCAGAAAUAAUUUCAUUGAUGAACUAAGUACAUGUAUUUAUUAUGUAAAUUAAGUGUAUAUAUUUGCUCAAUAAUUAGGUAUUGUACCACACUUACAUAUCAUGUGCUGGAAAUGACAGAAAUGGAUGGUCUUUUCAAACCAAUUGGAAGGUUGGAAAUUCCAAAAGGCCAAAUUAAAACACCAAACUGACCUGAAAAAAGACUUUAUAAAGCAUUUAAUGAUUUUGCAUUAACUGGAUGUUUACUGAGUUUAAAUGUUAAGCUUCAACAUCAAAUUGUCUUUUGGUGCAAUUUGAUUACCGUUUUACAAGACAGUGUCAGGAAACAUAAACAUUCUUAUAGGCACAGGUAGCACGAACAUCACAAAUUAAUAUUGUUUGUAUUUUUUAAGAUUUUCAAUAGAUGUUAAAAUAUAUUCAGAGCAUUUAAUAAACCUAUCAAAUCAUUAUUGAAAUUAAAAUGGAUUUAGAUUGUCGAUAAAUGUGUCUAGUAUCAAGAAGAACAAGACAUAAUUUUCUAGUUUCUUGUUCAGAUUUGUUUAUUAUAUAUUUAUUGAUUUUUUAUAUAGAGGUGUUCAGCUAUUAUAUUUCUGUAGAUCAACUGGUAAAUUAUUUAAAUUUACUUUCCAAAAAUGAUCUAUGGUAUUAAAACAGUAUUUAUUGUUAAAAAUUUGUCCAAUAAAAUGUCUGUUUCUAUAAAAUUUAUGUACAGUUAUUAAAUUUAGUGUUUUAAAAAAUUAUUCAACACAAAAGUCUUGUCUCUAAGUCUGUUGUUAAGUGCCUGCUGUUCUUGUACUUUGAAAUAAAACCAGUUAAUUCUU
Patella vulgata (common limpet) is the source of this 3081-nucleotide messenger RNA. RefSeq names its product protein-S-isoprenylcysteine O-methyltransferase. The record is from RefSeq and is a predicted model, not a curated record. The coding region runs from base 15 to 878 and encodes 287 amino acids. Gene Ontology annotation, molecular function: protein C-terminal S-isoprenylcysteine carboxyl O-methyltransferase activity. NCBI's taxonomy places the organism in Eukaryota, Metazoa, Mollusca, Gastropoda, Patellidae. Gene Ontology annotation, biological process: C-terminal protein methylation. Gene Ontology annotation, cellular component: endoplasmic reticulum; membrane. The transcript has 4 exons.